Molecule: messenger RNA, 744 nt
Organism: Aureobasidium subglaciale EXF-2481
Lineage: Eukaryota; Fungi; Ascomycota; Dothideomycetes; Dothideales; Saccotheciaceae
Exons: 3
Coding region: 1-744 (247 amino acids)
Cellular component (GO): nucleus
Source: RefSeq, a predicted model, not a curated record
AUGUCGCGCUUUGUCUCGGGAGGAACUGUGGACAAACCCACCGAACGCGAUGAUGAAUGGCUGAAAGCACAAGAACAAAUUGAAGCUGCGCGACGGAAGAAGGAGGAUGAAAGCAGACAGCACGGCGGAAAGAGCUUGUACGAGGUGCUUCAGGCUAAUAAAGAUGCGAAGCAGGACGCCUUUGAAGAGGCAGCUAAACUCAAGAAUCAAUUCAGGUCAUUGGAUCAAGAUGAAGUCGAGUUUCUGGAUACCGUCAUGGAAACGACGAGAGCCAAGGAGGAUGCUGUAAGAAAGGAGACUGCUGAGCAACUUGAAGCCUUCAGGCGACAGCAAGAAGAUACCGAGAAAGCUUCCCGCGAGGCUGCGCCUGAGGCGAGCAAUCAAUCUGAAAGCGACACCUGGGCAUUCAAUGCUCGCAAGCGUAAAAGAAACCGGGAGAAGGAAGCGAUUGCAGGCAUCAAGCUGCGCAAGAGCUCUUCUUCCAUGGCACAGAUGACUGAAGAUGCAGGAGCAACAUCAGGAGCAGUAUCAGACGACAAGAAGCAGUCACCGCCGAGUCCUGGUCCUGCGCCUGCGAGCCAAUCUGCGUCGGCCAAACCUGUGCAACCACUCGUUGCGGCCAUGGACGAGGUCGUUUCCGACCAGGUCAACAAGGCACCGGCGACAGUUCGUGCUUCAGCAUCCCCCAAACCCGCUGCCGCUCUUGGUCUCGCGGCCUACUCAUCAGACGACGACGACGAUUGA